Coregonus clupeaformis (lake whitefish) is the source of this 1538-nucleotide messenger RNA. RefSeq names its product CD209 antigen-like protein E. NCBI's taxonomy places the organism in Eukaryota, Metazoa, Chordata, Actinopteri, Salmoniformes, Salmonidae. The transcript is spliced from 6 exons. The coding region runs from base 68 to 856 and encodes 262 amino acids. The record is from RefSeq and is a predicted model, not a curated record.
AGACACAGGUACAGACGUACAUUAGAGCUGAGGUUAGAAGUAGAAGUUACUGUAUUUGGGUGUUAAAAUGUCAGAAGGAGUCUAUGAAAUCCAAGAUGGAUUUGAAGACGAUAAGCCUGAUGCAAUGAAGAACACAGACAUUGAUGGCCAAUUAUAUGCCAACAUAGGAGCCUUCAAGCCCAGUCCAAGAGAUGGAGUUGUUGCUUCAGAGCCUGAUAGCUCAGGGAAGAGACCCUUCCUAGUUGCUGCAGUGUGUCUGGGGCUGCUGUGUGUUCUACUGGCUGGGAUAAUAGGCCUGUCUGUCCACUAUAACAGAGUCAUCAAAGAUUCUGAGGAUAAAAGGAACAACUUGUUCCAGCGUUUUUCCCUUUACAAGAUCAACGCAACUGAAGAGAGAGACCAGCUACAGACCAGAUACAACAGCCUGACUGAAGAGAAAGGCCAUAUUCAGGCAAAGCUUUUUGUGAUAGAGCAACUUUGUCAGCGGGGAUGGAGAUACUUUGACUCCAGUUUGUACUUCCUCUCUACUGAGAAGAAAACCUGGGAGGAGAGCAGACAGGACUGUCUGGAAAGAGGAGCAGACCUGGUGAUCAUAAAGAGCACUGAGGAACAGACAUUUCUCUUCAAUCUCCAACUGAGAGCCUGGAUUGGUCUGACUGACUCUGUUUCUGAGGGGACCUGGAAGUGGGUGGACGGCACAUCACUGACCAAAGGGUACUGGGGGGCAGGACAGCCUGAUAAUAAAGGCCAAGAGGACUGUGUUGAGAUAUACUAUGGACAAGAUGACGCUGUAAAAACAUGGAAUGAUGACAAAUGUUACAAAUAUCAGAACUGGAUCUGUGAGAAAGUGGUGUAAGAAUAACCCACAGUAACAGACUUCUCUUCUUCAUUAUUUCCUUGGUCUUUUCUUUCCAUUUUCAUUUUCUAUGGUGUAGGGUUAACACACUGUUUGUUUUAGCGGUACCCACUGUUUAUUAUUUUCAAAGUUAGGGAGGAAGAGGACAAAGGUUUAGUUUCCUGGGGUUUGAACGGUGUGGUGUGCGUGAUGGCUCCGAAGCCUAGCGUGGAGGAGACGCUGUCGUUACGGCAUGGAUUCAGGUUGUUCCUGAGAAUGGAGUUAAGGUGGAGGAGGUUCUGCUUGCGGUCGGCGAACAGGUAGGAGCUGAAUUUAUACAUUCCGCAUCAAGAAUGAACAAAGCUGUGGUUGUGUUUAUGAAAAGAGCAAAUUUGUUGGGUAAGCUCAUUGCUAGUGGAAUAUUUGUAAGCAGUGUGUUGGUGGCAAUUUCUCCUCUUUUUGCUCAGGUUUCUAGAAUGUUUUGGGAAGGUGGGGGGCAGUGAAGAGAGGAGUAUGAGUCUCUGAGUCAAUGUUGGGAUGUGGUAAAAGUCCAAAUUCUGUUUUUUUGUCAACAGUAUACAGCUCUCUCAUCCUCAGAAGCUAGGAGAGCAUUGGGGGAACUCGAGUGUAGUAUUAGUGAGAUGGAGGUAGAGCUGGUGGGGCAAGGCAAUGUAGGCCUCCAGGCUAAUUUAGCUGAACUACG